AUGGUGGAAGUGUCGUUGACUGUUGGGAAAUUGGACGCAUCUUUGGCGUUGUUGCUUACAAAAGAUCAUCAUUUAAUUGAAUUCCCUACUGUGUUAUUGCCAAAUGGUGUCAAUGCAGGCUCAGUUGUUACAAUCAAAUGUGAACAAGAUCUUGAACAAGAAGCUGAAGAAAAGAAAGCAUUUGAAGAUGUUCAAGAACAGAUCUUGGAACUUUUUGGUAAGAAUGAACCAAAAGCACCAAUUUUGAAGAUUAAGAAUGUAACACAAACAAGUGCUGUUUUAGAAUGGGAUCAAUUAGAUCUUGGUUCUGCAAAUAUCAAAUCGUUAACUUUAUAUAAAAACAAUUCAAGAUUGGGUCAAAUACCAAAUCCUUUGGUUAAUACCACUACAAAACUGUCUGGUUUACCAAUUGAUACCCCAUAUGAAUUCUAUCUAAGGCUUGAUACAACUGCAGGUAUUUAUCAAUCUGAAACUAUUAAAUUAAGAACUCAUAAAAUGACUGAUUUAAGUGGUAUUACCGUCUGUUUAGGUGAAAUUGAUCCAAAGGAAGGUGUUACACGUGAAGAUAUUGAAAAGUCAUUAAAUAAUAUGGGUGCUAAACCUUUACAAGAUGAAGUUAAAGUUGACACAACACAUUUUAUUUGUACAAAUGGAUUAGGUACACAAUGGAAAAAAGCUCUUGAUAGUAAUAUCCCAGUCGUUAGACCUGAAUGGUUGAAAGCUUCAGAGACUGAAAGAAGAAUAAUAGGUGUCAGAAAUUUUUAUUUAGAUGCUGAUCCUCAAAUUUUAGAGCAACAUAGAUUCAAGAAGGAAAAUUCAGAAUCUCAACCAAUUCCACAAAGAAAUGAAUCAUUAAAAGCUGAAGAACCUGUAAGCGAUAAGGUUAAUGGAGAAACAAACAAAGAUGAAAAUGUUACUUCUGUUCCAGAGAAUGAUUUAGAAGACGUACCAAUAGAAUCUACUGAACAAUUACCAAAACCUCCAGUGGAAGAAACUAAGGAAGAACCAAAAGAAGAAUUGAAGGAAGAAUCAAAGAAAGAAACUUCUGAUGAGCAAGAAAAAGAAUUUAAAGAAGAACCAAAAGAUUCAUUAGCUGUUAAUGAUGAAUUUGAAGCACCAAAAGAAGAAACACCAAUUGCCGUCAAAGAUGAAGCUGAAAGUGAAGCACCAAAAGAUGAAAAGCCAAUUGCCGUCAAAGAUGAAGCACCAAAAGAAGAAUCAAAAUCUGAAAUUGAAACACCAGGACCAGUAGCAACAGAGCCAAUUGCCGAAGAAAAGGUCUCAACUUCAAACCCAGAAGAUGCCGAAAAAGUGGCUGAAGAAGAACCUGAAGAAACUGUUAUCAAAUCAGAAACAAUAGCUGCUGAAGAUAAACCAGUAGUCGAAGAAACAUCCCAACCUGAAGAAUCUAAACCUGAAGAAAUAAAAAAAGAAGUUGAAUCUAUCCCAGUUGAAGAAUCUAAAUCUAUUGAACCACCUACUGAAGAAUUAAAAGAAGUUAGCUUAAAUGAUCCUACUUCAGAAGAACCAACUAAAGAAAAUGGUGAAGAAAAUGAUGAUGAAGAAGAGGAUGGCGAAGAUGAAGAACCAACUGAAACUAACGGUGAAGCUUCCAAACCAGCUGAACAAACAAGUGGUGCUAAUAAAAAGAAAAAGAAAAACAAUAAAAAGAAGAAAGGUAAAAAAUAA
Molecule: messenger RNA, 1689 nt
Organism: Hansenula ciferrii
Lineage: Eukaryota; Fungi; Ascomycota; Saccharomycetes; Phaffomycetales; Wickerhamomycetaceae
Gene: CHS5
Product: Chs5p
Exons: 1
Coding region: 1-1689 (562 amino acids)
Biological process (GO): conjugation with cellular fusion; Golgi to plasma membrane transport
Cellular component (GO): exomer complex; trans-Golgi network
Molecular function (GO): protein dimerization activity
Source: RefSeq, a predicted model, not a curated record